Messenger RNA from Phycodurus eques (leafy seadragon), 3145 nucleotides. RefSeq names its product RUN domain containing 1 (gene rundc1). The record is from RefSeq and is a predicted model, not a curated record. The transcript has 5 exons. Bases 100 to 1797 code for a protein of 565 amino acids. Lineage: Eukaryota; Metazoa; Chordata; Actinopteri; Syngnathiformes; Syngnathidae.
GAUACACCUGUUUCCAUAACGGAAACCCCCCCCGCCAGUUAGCCAAAUCAAACUGUCAAAACCGAGUGAGAAUUGUUAUUCGGGGUGACUCCGUCCACUAUGUCCACGGAGGAGCUUUCAGCGUUGGACAGCGAAGCCGCGUUGGCCGGCGCCGGCGAGCGCUGGGCGCCGGUGGGCGCCGUGGCUAGCCCCGAGGAGGAGCGCGCGAGCGGCGGCCACCCGAGGCGGAAAGGCUCGGUCGACGAGGAAGCGGCCGGGCGACUGAGGAAGCUGGAGGAGGAGCAGGAGCUGCUCAACUCGUCGCUGCUCGCCCUCACCUCGCACUUUGCCCAGGUGCAGUUCAGACUCAAGCAGAUAGUCCACGCGCAGAGCGACGAGAAGGAGAAGAUGCUCACCGAGUUGGAGGAGUUCGCCUUCCGGGGAUGCCCGCAUGUGGUGGGUUGCGGGCCCCGGGGCGCCCAGCGCCUCCACAACACGAGCGAGCGGGAGAAGCGGGAGCGUCUGGAGGCUCAGCGGGAGAAGCAGAAAGAUCUCAUCUUCCAGCUCAAGACACAGCUGGAUGAUCUGGAGCACUUUGCCUACCAGGAGGGCAGCUACGACUCGCUGCCGCAGUCGGUCGUCAUGGAGCGGCAGAAGGUGAUCAUCGACGAGCUGAUCAAGAAGUUGGACGUGAACCUGAACGAGGACAUUGGCAACCUGUCGCCUGAGGAGUUGCGACGGCGAGUGGACGCCGCCAUCGCGCAGAUCGUCAACCCAGCGCGGGUCAAGGAGCAGCUGGUGGAGCAGCUCAAGACGCAGAUUAGAGACCUGGAGAUGUUCAUCAAUUUCAUCCAGGAUGAGGUGGGCAACCCUCUAUUGUAUGACGGCACUCACAGUCAGCAGCCUCUAGCUGCCUCCGCCAAGACCAGGACCCCCAGAGGGAAGAGGACAGCGGACCCGGAGCAGGCGCAGAGGAUGCGUGAGACGGGCCUGCAGCUGAUCCAGAAGGCGAUGGCCGUGCUUCAGAUCUUCGCCGCCAGCCAAUUCGGCUGCUCAGCCGGUCAGGGGCCGUCGGGCCUGUGGCCCCAAGAGUCGGCGCAGCGUGACUACGGUCCUUUACUACGCCGUCUGGAGGCGGUCGUAGACAAGGUUCGCGUGCUAGGCUCGCGCCGCCAUCCCGGCCAGGAGCACGUGGUCAACUACACCGGGAACUCUGCUGCGGGACCGCACGAUGAGCUCACCACGUGCGUACGCAAAGAGCUGGCCUUGGUUCUCAAGGACUUGCUGGCUCACGGUCUGAUGUCGCCAUCCCAGACCGUGAGCUUGGUUCUGGCACCCAUCUCCUGCUUGCUGCCCCACCGGACCACGGCGCCCCAAACCAUGCACCCCUGGGAGCUCUUCGUCAAGUACUACCACUCAAAAAAUGGCAAGGCCUUCGCCGAGUCGCCUGCCCGUCAGCUCUCGCAGUCCUUUAGCCUGCCAGUAGGGGGCGGCCCUCUUACCAUCACCCCCAAACAGUCACUGCUGUGGGCCAUCCACACAGUUUUGAAGGAGCACGGGCGCUACAAGCGAGGCCCUGACACCGAGUUCAAGGCGCUGGUGUGCAUGGCGCUCAACGAGCAGCGGCUGGUCUCCUGGCUCAACCUGCUGUGCAAGGCGGGCACGGUGGUGCACCCACACUACCUGGCGUGGAGCUACAUGGCACAGACCGGCUUCGAGGGCGCCCUGCGGAUUCUGGGACGCAUCAGCCACCUCAAGUUCGACCUGCCCGUCGACCUGGCCGUGCGGCAGCUCAAGAACAUCAAGGACGCUUUCUGAGGACGCCAAACGGAGACGCAACGACGGAAUAAAUCAAGGGGUGGGCAAAACAUUAUGGACCACGGUUCACAUGCACCCCACUGAACAUUUACAUUUAGCAAGAAUACUGGAAUAUUUGUUGCAUCCAUCCAUCUAUCCAUUUUCUGGACUGCUUAUCCUCACUAGGGUCGCAUUUCACUUUUUUUUUUUUUUUUUUUUUGUAAAAAGGGCUAGCUAAAAUGUAUUUAUUCUUAAUAUAUUUUUUAAUGAAUGUAUCUCAUUACAUAACUGGUUAUUUGCUUCAUUGUAAAUAAAAUGAAAGCACAUAUGUACAUGUAUCAAGUAGUCAUAAUUAUAAAUACAAUAAAAAUGAGUGAGAUACUUUAUUAACAAUGUCACAAAUUAUACAACAGUACAUUUUAUAUAAUUGGUUCAUUGAUUUAUUAUAAACAUUUGCUUGAUUUUAAAUAAUUGGUUGAUUGUAGCUAAAUUAUAACUAGCACCAUAAAUAACAAAUACUAAAUAAUAGAAUUAACAUUUAUAGAAUAAGUUGUUGUAUUAUGAAAAUAAACCUUUACAAACUGCCCGAUGAUAGCCGGGAUUGGCUCCAGCACUCCCGCGACCUUUGUGAGGGUAAGCGGCUCAGAAAAUGGAUGGAUGGAAAUCUAAAAUUUUGAAGAAGUAACAUUUUAAAAAUUCAAAUUAUACAAAGUGGAAAGAUCAUUUUUUGGGGUUAAAAAAUACAAUGAAACAGACACAACUUUCUUCGAAAGAAGUGGUUAAUUAGAAUUACAACCAUUAUAAAUCAUAAAAUGUAGAAUUUAUGAAUCAUUUUAAAAGAAACAAUUUUACAUGUACUGUGCACUAUUCAGUCCUGUGUGUAUAAUUUUACCGUAAUGGCUGACAAACCAAAAAUGAGGUGACUGACCGCUGCUUUUAUCGUUUCAUUGAACAAAUGUUUGAUGCGACAUGGUUGUAAGGAAACAAUGUCGGCUGUGGCGGGUAUCUUCUCCCUGAAUGUAAACGCAUCUUCUCCCUGAAUGUAAACGCCGUAGUUGCUGUUAAAGUGCUCUCUAAACGCGUGCAGUGUGUUUCAAAGUGCUAACAAUGAUACCAGCAACAGAUCAGACUCUAGUAGUACCAGAUGUUGUUUUUGUCCUGCUAUGUUGUUGUUUAUGUUCAGAAGAAUUUAUUGAUUGGACUGUGUGUUUUGGCAAUAUCAGCACACUUCCUACACAUGUAGCUAUAUGUUCUUUUCUUUCCUUUAUCCUAAACAUUAACAAUAUAUUGAUGUGUAUAUUAAGUUUUGUUUUGACACAUUCCCGUCAUGUUUCAUGCAGAGAAGCAUUUAUAAACAUUAAAUGUGAUA